Molecule: messenger RNA, 7395 nt
Organism: Nycticebus coucang (slow loris)
Lineage: Eukaryota; Metazoa; Chordata; Mammalia; Primates; Lorisidae
Gene: FAM219B
Product: family with sequence similarity 219 member B
Exons: 5
Coding region: 2801-3397 (198 amino acids)
Source: RefSeq, a predicted model, not a curated record
AUUAUCAUAGCUCAUAGCAACCUCAAACUCCUGGGGUAAAGUGAUCCUGUGGCUCAACUUCCUGAGUAGCUGAGGAGACUACAGGCGCCUGCUAUGCCAGGCUAAUUUAUUUAUUUUUAGUAGAGGUAGAGGUCUUGCUUUUGCUCAGGCUUGUCUCAAACUCCUGAGUUGAAGCAGUCCACCCAUCUGGGUCUCCCAGAGUGCUGGGUUUAGGGUUAGUAAGAAUCUAACCCUAAUCUAACACUGCACCCAGUUCUAAUACAUUUCUUGAGCACUUACUAUAUGCCAGGGGCUGUUCUAAGCACUUUGCAAUUUUUUUUUUUUUUUUUGAGACAGUGUCACUAUGUAACCCUCAGUAGAGUGCAAUGGCAUCACAGCUCACAGCAACCUCUAACUCUUGGCUUAAGUGAUUCUCUUGCCACAGCCUCUCAAGUAGCUGGGACUACAGGCUCCUGCCACAACACCCAGCUAAUUUUGGUUGCAGUUGUUUAGCAGGCCCAGGUUGGGUUGGAACCUGCCUGCCUUGGUGUAUGUGGCCAGUGCUCUAGCCACUGAGCUACAAGCACUGAGCCAGCACUUUGCAAUUUAACUUCACAAUCGCAUUAUGUAGUUUCUAUUACUGUCCCCAUUUCUCAGCUAUAAAAUCGAGACAUAAACAGGCAAUUUGCCAGUGACAGAUCCAAUAAUCUGGAUUCUGAGUCUAUGUUCAGUCACAAUUAACAGAGCAUCACUGAUGAAGAUUCAGAGGGAGCAUGUUUGAAGGCUCUAACUUUUGCUGUAAGUUCCUGGUGAUUUUAUGACAUCAAGUGGGUUUUUGUUUUAGACAAAGUCUCACUGUGUCACCCUCAGUAGAGUGGCGUGGCGUCACAGCUCACAACCACCACCAACUCUUGGGCUUAAACGAUUCUCUUGUCUCAGCCUCCCAAGUAGCUGGGACUACAGGAGCUCUCUGCAACACCCGGCUAUUUUUUUGUUGCAGUUGUUUAGCUGGCUCUGGCCGGUUUCGAACCCACCACCUUUGGUGUAUGUGGCUGGCGCCAUAACCACUGUGCUACAGGCUCCAAGCUUAUCAAGUGGGUUUUGAUCACAUUUUAUUUGGCCCUUGGUGAGGUCUCCCAUCAGUUUUUCAGGUGAGACAGCCAGGAGAAAACCACCUUUGGAGUCCACCUAGAUACAAAUCCCUGGUUUAUCACAUAAUUGAUGGAUCUGACCAAGUCUGACUCUCAUUUCUGUAACAGGAGUAACUACCCACUUCAUUGGGAAGUCCUGAGGAUUAAAUAUUAAGUCAUAUGAAUCUGCUGUUUCUAGAGGUCAAAAACAGUCUUAACAGAUCAUCCAUGGAGUUGGGGGGUUGGGGGAAGGAAGGGAAUCUAUCCAAAUAGUAAGGAUUCCUUUGUGCUUCUGAUUUUUCAAAAACCUUAGCUUGAGGGCUGGGCGUGGUUGCUCACACCUAUAAUGGCAUUCUGGGAGGCCGAGGCAGGUGGAUUGCCUGAGCAAGAGAGAGACCUGGUCCCUGAAAAAUAGCUGGGGGUUGUGGAAGGCGCCUAUAGUUCCACCUACUUGGGAAGCUGAUGCAAGAGGAUCUCUUGUGCCCAAGAGUUUGAGGUUAUUGCGAGCUGUGACACCAUAGCACUCUACCGAGUGACAAAAUGAAGAUUCGGCUUUUAAAAAAAAAACUCAACCCGGUCAGGCCCAGUGGCUCACUCCUGUAAUCCCAACACCUGGGAGGCUAGGGCUGGUGGAUUACCUGAGCUCACAGGUUCCAGACCAGACUGAGCCUGAGCAAGACCUCAUCUCUAAAAAUAGCCAGGCGUUGUGGUGGGUGCCUGUAGUCCCAGAUACUAAGAAGGCUGAGGCAAGAGAAUCACUUGCGCCCAAGGGUUUGAGGUUGCUGUGAGCUACAUGCCACAGCCUUCUACCGAAGGCGACAUAGUGAGACUGUCUUAAAAACGCCCCACAAAACCUUGACCCUACUACCAAGGCAAAUUACUGCACAACAGUGUGCGUGGCCCUGAGGGCUCAGAGGUUGCACACUAUUGACCUACCCUGUAGUGGCCAAUAAAUUAGCCUAGGGACAGCCUCAUGAGAUUUAGCAGUUCCUACAAAAAUCUAGAGAUUUUUUUCCAGUCAGCCACAAGCACAUCCCUUGGGAGCCAGAGAGUCAAGAGCUUUGACAUACACCCUACCACACACAGACUCCGAGUGCACUUUUACCCUCUUUUCUAGCGCCUGUUUGCCUUUAUCACUGCAGGACGGGUAAUGACAGUGGUCCUUUUUAAAAUAAGUUAACCGAGGCCUUCAGAGGGUUAGGCCUGGCAUUCUUAGGUUCUGAGUGAUGUUAAGAAAAAGAUGGGGUUUGUUGUGCCUCUAAUUGUGUCCCCUCAGCAAAGUCCUUGAAUUUCUUAGGCCUAUUUCCUUUUCUGGAGAAGGGUCCUGAUAUUUUUCCUCCUCAUUCGACUAUUUUCUGUGCAAGCCAUGCCCUCCCGAGUCAGCUCUGCCGUGACCAGGGCAUGAACGGCAGGCUGACGCACACCUACUGCCCCCAAUAUCAAUACAUUUUCACUAGAGAUAGAACUGAGGCUAAACAUUGCCAAGUUCAGCCCGACCAGAUUCCGAACUGAACCCAAAUGUUGGGACUCGCACCGCGCAGCCCCAAAGCAGGGCGAGGCCGGAACGGUCCUGAUGGUACAGCCCGGCGCUUGCGCGCCGCCAUCUUGCUAAAGGAGAGCCGGUCCCCGCCCGGACGACGUUUUCUUAGACACUGGGCGGGGCUGCGCCACCGGCGGGGCGUGGCCAGGGCAUGGCGACAGCGGACCCCACCGGGCGCGCGGUCCCGACUGAGGUCCCAGGACUUCGGUCCGGCGGGGCCACCGGCCGAGCUGACGGAGCUGCAGGACCACUCUCUGUGCAGAGCAGUACCAGAGCCCUCCGGCCGGGGGAGCGCACUCCCGCCGCCAUGGAGAAGAGGGGGCCCUACUUGGUGACGCGCGCACCCUCUAUUCAAGCCAAGCUCCAGAAGCACCGGGACCUGGCCAAGGCCGUUCUGCGGAGAAAAGGCAUGCUGGGGGCCUCGCCGAACCGCCCCGACUCUUCAGGGAAAAGGGCAGUAAAAUUUAACAAGGGCUAUACUGCUCUUAGCCAGACUCCAGAUGAAAACCUGGUGUCCCUCGACUCUGACAGUGAUGGGGAACUGGAAUCCAGAUACUCCUCCGGGUAUUCCUCUGCAGAGCAGGUGAACCAGGACAUGAGCCGGCAGCUGCUCCAAGAUGGGUAUCACCUGGAUGAGAUUCCAGAUGACGAGGACUUAGACCUCAUUCCCCCUAAGCCCAUCGCCUCUUCAGCCUGCUCUUGCUGCUGGUGCUGUCUUGGGGACUCUUCCUCCUGUACCCUCCAGUAGAUAUAACCCUCCAAGAUGGGCCCUGCUCACCCUGGUGGCCCUUCACAGCUCACAGAAUGUUUGGGAACUGCUGCGAGCCCAGAGUCCCUGGAAGUACUGGCCCUCUGGGAAGUCGAUGGCAUAUGGCUAGCCCUUAUCUGGUGCUUCUCAGGCCAGAGGUCCCCAUCUGGGCUGUGGAGCAGAGAUGGAAUUCUGCAGUUUUCUCUGCUGUUGUAGCAGAGUUCAGAAAAGCCACUUUAAUGAGAGCAGGAACAAUGGAAUUUUGGCUUUUUUGGUGGGUGACAAGAGUGGCUAAGGGAAACACUUGGAGCCUUAUUGACUGGUAUUUGUCAUGGCGCUUUAUGAGGGGAAAAAGGAUAACUUUUGUGCUUAGUAUGUGCUGGAUAGUGCUGUGUGGAGGCAGAAAAUAGUACUUUAUGGCUUAUAACUGGGAAUCUGAAAAAGAAUGUAGCUGUUUUAGACCAGUUCAGGAAAUUCCAUAUGUUGACCUCUUCUUCCCAGCUCUGAGUUACAGGUUUGACCUUUAAGUGUAAAGUGGGUCCCCUUGUCCGUCUUUUUUUUUUUUUUUUUUUUUUCUUUUUCUUUUCUGAGUUAGAGACUCAAGCUGUCGCCCUGGGUAGAGUGCUGUGGCAUCACAGCUCACAGCAACCUCCAACUCCUGGGCUCAAGCAAUUCUCCUGCCUCCACCUCACAAGUAGCUGGGACCACAGGUGCCCGCCACAACUCCCAACUUUUUUUUGGUUGCAGCCAUCAUUGUUUUUUGACAGGCCUGGGCUGGAUUCGAACCCGCCAGCUCAGUUGUAUGUGGCUGGUGCCUUAGCCCCUUGAGCCACAGACGCUGAGCCCCUGUGUCCUUUAGAUUGCACCUGGCAGGAUUAUAUAUACCAGGUUGCUUAAUUACUCAACAGGAUCAUGGCUUCCAGAAUCCCUGGACCUGGAUGGGUUAGUGAUUCUGGUCAGCCCUUCCCUAGUUAGAGAAACACUGUCCCAACAUGAACAUAUUUAUUUAUUUGUAUUUUUUUGGUCUUGACUAGUCUCAGAGUUUUCUAGCUAAAGUUGGUUUAAAGGUCCUGGACCUGGCCCCAGCAGCCUGCAGUUCUUCUUAUUACCAGCAGAGGGAGCUGCAGGGAACAGUCUGGUGCCUUCUUGUUAAGCUUUUUUAACUGGAGCAGUAACAAUGGGUGAGAGUAGGUAUACUGGUGAGGGUGUGUGGGCUUUGACCCAGAGUGGGGAGGAGAGAACUAAGCUAGCUCGUAGCCCCCAGCCUGAGAUUAAUCUGCCAGUGCAGAGGUCCAUUCUGUUGCCAGAUUGUUCCCAGCACAGCGUAGUCCUCAUGUGGAUGCUCAGGAUUGGGCUUUAUGGUAGACUUCUGAGUGUAACAUAGCCUCUUGGCACUCCAGCCUGAACACAACAGAAACAGGCUUAAUUUCCCCUGUGACCAUCACACCCCAGCCUCUGGAUAGCAUCUCUUGCUACCCAGGCCUUCAUAGAAUUUUUUAGUAGUUCCUUUUUUUUUCUUGCCUCAUUCACGACUAUGGUGAGGUUUGAGUAAGCAUCCACAGGGUUCUUCUCAGCCUAAGGGGCACGGUAGUCAAGACUGGGGUGUAGGCCCCAUAUAGGAAAAUGUCUGGUCUCUUGCUUCAGUCAACAUCCUGGGACCACUAGAGGCACAUGAGGGAUGACGUGGUCUCCUUUGGCUUUACUAUAGGAGGUGAUUAGAAGACUGAGAAAGAUAACCCUACUAAUAUUAUCUUUGUGUUUUUCUCAAAUUGUGGAAGGUUGAGAGGAACAUAUAGUAUCUAGGGGCUGAUUUGCUCUCAUUAGCAAGCAGCAUCACAGGAGGGAGGUGGGACAGUGCCGAGGCAUACCAGCUUGUGAUCUCAGGAACAGGGAAGCAACUGUUAAUCUGUCCUGGAAUGGGACUCUGCAGCUCUCCCCAGGAGCCCAACAUUCAGGCUAUAAUAAAGCCUAUAGUAAACCCUGUGGAUUACUGUGUAAAUGCCUGUAGAGGAUAAGAGCAUCUCUACUCUGAACCCCUUCCCCAUCCCCAGGGACUGUGUCCAGGCCUUUCUGGUUUCUGUAAAGGUGAAGUAUACAUGUGGAAUUGGAUCAGAAUAGGAAGAUAGUGUUAAAAAAAAAAAGGAGGCUGAGGCAAGAGAAUCACGUAAGCCCAAGAGUUAGAGGUUGCUGUGAGCCGUGUGACGCCACGGCACUCUACCCGAGGGCGGUACAGUGAGACUCUGUCUCUACAAAAAAAAAAAAAAAGGAGGACAGUGUAAAGACAGUGGUGAGAAACCCAGUGGGAUCAGAAUGUGGCUAUGGAAGCCAAGUAUGGAACCACAUUUCUGUAGGGCAGUUGGUUAGGGCAGAGUAGCCUGGGCAUUUUAGCUGGUAGUAUUGAGUGUGGCAGGACCCUAAAACCAAGGCCCUCUGGGUGGGUGCUGAAUCAUCAACACUGGUAUUAGGCUGUGAUUGCCCCUGGGAAGGAUUUUUCAGAGCUGGUUGACCCCAUGUAGGAGGGCAUUACCUUGUAGAAAAAGCUGCGGGGGGGUGGGGAGGGGAGGGCAGGCAGUGCCUGUGGCUCAAAGAAUAGAGCACCAGUCCCAUAUACCAGAGGUGGUGGGUUCAAACCUGGCCCUGACCAAAAACUGCAACAACAAAAUAAAAAGCUGCAGUGGGCCAGGCUCAUGGUUCAUGCCUAUAAUCUCAACCCUUUGGGAGGCCAAGGUUGGAGGACUGCAUGAGGCCAGGAGUUUGAGACUAGCCUAGGCAACAUACCAAGACCCUGUCUAGAAAAAUUUUAUAAAACCAACUAGGCAUGGUGGCAUGUACAUGUGUUCUUAGCUACUUGGGAGGCUGGGACAAGAAGGUAAUUUGAACCCAAGACUUGGAAGUUGCAAUGAGCUAUGAUUGCACCGGUAUACUCUAGAGUGCAAUCACACACGACAGAGUGAGACCCUACCUCACGUACAGAAAAAGAAAAAGCUGCAAGAAUCUGGAGGGACAGAUCUUAGUGAAUCACGGUAGAAAUGGUCAGUUGUUUUGGGGGCCAAAUGCCACAUACCAAAAUACUACCAAUAAAAGCACCAAGGUGCCCAGCGGCAAACUGCCUUAUUUCAGAGUGCUGGGUGUUCUGCAGGUAACAACCCUCUGUGGAGAGAGACUUACCUCGAAGAUAAGAAUGGUACCAUAUGGUGUUUACAUACUACUCUGUAGAACUCUUGGCCUGCACUUCUCAGCUCUGCAUACUUGUGAGAAUAAAUACAGUUGUGCUAGUUGAGAUUGCAUCUGUGUUGCAACAGGACUUUCUUUUACAAUAGGAUUUUUUUUUUUUUUUUUGAGAAAGAGCCUCAAACUGUUGCCCUGGGUACAGUGCCAUGGCAUCACAGCUCACAGCAACCCCCAACUCCUGGGCUCAAGUGAUUCUCCUCCCUCCACCUCCCAACUAGCUGGGACCACAGGCGCCCACCACAGCGCUCGAUUUUUUUUCUUGGUUGCAGCCGUCAUUUGUUGUUUGGUAGACCCAGGCUGUAUUUGAACCUGCCAGCUCAGGUGUAUGUGGCUGGCGCCUUAGCCAUUUGAGUCACAGGCACCAAGCCUUACAAUAGGAUUUUAAAGAAAGGCCUGGAUAUCCUGAAGUGAUAAAAUAGCAUAAAUUGCCCACUUGUGGCAAUUCUUGGACAUCCGCCCACCUUCAGCUCUUCCCAACAGGCAUCAUUUUGGGCCCAUUCCAUUGGCAACCAUGAGUAGGAUAGGCCCUUGCAGAUCACUUCUCUUUAGGAUGGGCUCCCCUUAGCAGACACUUUCUUUCCAGGUCAUCUUUAUUUACUUAGCUGAAGGAAAUUUGGAGCCCAAAAAAACCCAUAACAUUUUUGAGGUGGUUUCCCAAACUCUGUCAUAGAAGAGGUCUAGUGUAGACAGAAGUCAUACUAAGAGGCCCCCAAAGAUUCUUUUGUAUCAGUCUAGACCAGUGAUUUUUCAAUUGCAGUACUGCAAAA